Lampris incognitus (smalleye Pacific opah) is the source of this 2632-nucleotide messenger RNA. It is a transcript of the gene anxa6, whose product is annotated as annexin A6. The record is from RefSeq and is a predicted model, not a curated record. Gene Ontology annotation, biological process: mitochondrial calcium ion homeostasis; growth plate cartilage chondrocyte differentiation; apoptotic signaling pathway. The transcript is spliced from 25 exons. NCBI's taxonomy places the organism in Eukaryota, Metazoa, Chordata, Actinopteri, Lampriformes, Lampridae. Gene Ontology annotation, cellular component: focal adhesion; cytoplasm. Gene Ontology annotation, molecular function: GTP binding; calcium-dependent phospholipid binding; calcium channel activity. Bases 205 to 2208 code for a protein of 667 amino acids.
CUGUCAUGACGCCCCGCAGUCUCGCUGCAUCACGUCAGAAGACACACGGGGACGGUCGAACUUGAGCCGGCAUAGGACGGACGGAGGACAGGCAGCGGAACCGUUCCCGCAGACGACGGCAAAACACGUUGGUACAAAAGCAAAGGGGGAUUUGAAGGUUUUAAACUACGGACUCCAACACAGGGUUGACACCGAAGACCAAAUAUGGGAAAGGAAUUCCGAGGCACAAUAAGAGAUGAUCCAGACUUUGAUCCUACUGCUGAUGCUGAAACUCUUUACAAUGCUAUGAAAGGCAUUGGGAGUGAUAAAGAGGCUAUCUUGGAUCUGAUUACCUCUCGAAGCAAUGCACAGAGGCAGGAGAUCAUCACAGCAUACAAAUCCAACUUUGGGAAGGACCUGAUCGAUGAUCUGAAAUAUGAACUGACCGGCAAGUUUGAGCGUCUGAUCGUCAGUCUGAUGAGAACUCCAGCCUACCAUGAUGCCAAAGAAAUCAAUGACGCUAUCAAAGGAGCUGGAACAAAUGAGAAAUGCCUGAUUGAGAUGCUAGCAUCUAGAAACAACCAACAGAUAAAAGACAUGGUUGCUGCAUACAAUGAUGCAUAUGGCAGUGACAUCGAGGAGGAUGUGAUUGGGGACACUUCAGGACAUUUUAAGAAGAUGCUGGUUGUUUUACUUCAGGGGACCAGAGAUGAGUCAGGAGUGGUGAAUGCUGACCUGGUGGAAGAGGAUGCCCAAGACCUGUUCGCAGCUGGGGAAGAGCAGUGGGGCACUGAUGAGGCCAAAUUCAUCAUGAUACUGGGAAACCGCAGCGUGGCUCACCUGCAGUUGGUUUUUGAUGAAUAUGAGAAGAUUGCCGAAAAGCCCAUAGAAGACAGCAUAAAGAGUGAACUCUCUGGGGACUUUGAAAGCCUAAUGCUGGCAGUUGUCCAGUGCAUAAGAAGCAUCCCUAUGUUCCUUGCUAAGUGCCUGUACAAGUCAAUGAAGGGUCUUGGUACAGCUGACAACACCCUGAUCAGGAUCAUGAUCUCUCGCUCUGAGAUAGACAUGUUGGAUAUCCGAGAAUUUUUCCGCCUGAGAUACGAGAAAUCACUCUAUAACAUGAUAAAGGAUGACACAUCAGGGGAUUACAAGAGGACUCUGCUCAAUCUGUGUGGAGGAGAUGAUGAUGUAGCUGGAGAGUUCUUCCCUGAAGCUGCUCAGAUAGCCUACAAGAUGUGGGAAUUAAGUGCCAUGACCAAAGUCCAGCUAAGACCAACAGUUCGCCCUGCAGCGCGCUUUGACCCUGCUGCUGAUGCCCAAGCUUUGAGGAAAGCAAUGAAAGGGUUUGGAACAGAUGAAGACGCUAUCAUUGACAUCGUCACACAGCGAAGCAAUGCCCAGAGACAGGAGAUCAGACAAGCUUUCAAAUCUCUGUUGGGAAGGGAUCUGAUGAAAGACCUGAAGUCUGAGCUGUCAAAGAACUUGGAGAGGCUUAUCAUCGGUCUCAUGCUGACUCCAGCUGAGUUCGAUGCCAAAAUGAUGAAGAAAGCGAUGGAGGGGGCUGGGACUGAUGAACAUGCCCUGAUUGAGAUCCUGGUCACCAGAAGCAAUGAGGAGAUCAACGCCAUGACAGCUGCCUAUGUGUCUGCCUAUAAGACGACUUUGGAGGAAGACAUCCAGUCAGACACCUCAGGACACUUUUCUCGGAUUCUUGUUUCUCUGGUGCAGGGUGCUAGAGACGAAGGUUCGGCAGACCCGGAAAGAGCUGAUGCAGAUGCUCAGGAACUUGCAGAUGCAUGCAAUGCUGAAUCUGAUGACAUGGAGAUUAAGUUCAUGAGUAUUCUUUGUACCAGGAGCUUCCCUCACCUGAGGAGGGUAUUCCAGGAAUUUGUCAGAUACACCAACAAGGACAUUGAACAAAUUAUCAAGAAGGAGAUGUCGGGAGAUGUGAAAAACGCCUUUUAUGCAAUAGUUUGCAGUGUAAAGAAUCAACCCGCGUAUUUCGCUGACCGUUUAUACAAAGCCAUGAAGGGUCUUGGUACAGAUGAUCGAGCUCUGAUCCGCAUCAUGGUUUCCCGUUGUGAGAUUGACCUUUUCAAUAUCCGCAAAGAGUUCAAGGACUCACAUGAUGCCACCCUCCAUGAAUUCAUCCAGGUAGAAACUAUGGUUGGUGAUACCUCAGGAGAUUACCGUAAAACCCUACUGGCACUUUGUGGGGGAGAAGAUUAAGGUUUUCACAACUUUAAACAUUCACAUCGUACACAGACUUCACUGAUAAUCCUAUAGACACGAGUGUCUAUGAAAAGGAUCUGUGUGGGUAAUCGCCGGCAUCUGCUAUGUCCCAAUCUGCUGCCACUCCUCUGCCAAGCCAAGUGACCUAUCACCUUGUACCCGUCCAAGAUUUGUGCUACCACGUCCAGGUCUUCCUGUCUAUCAGGGCUUACUGUUUUGUUUUUUGUUUUUUUACAAAAUUCCUUUAAUAUGUAGUGAUUAAAGUAUGGAAGUGCUUGCUACAUGACUGUGUAACCCAACCCACUGGAGCCUUGUAAGUGAUGCAAGAUUGCUUUCAGGUUGUAUGCCAUGCAAUGGUUACUGUAUGACCUUCCGGUAUCAUGUACACCUGGAUUAAAUGAAACAAAAUAAAAUGUACAAU